Messenger RNA from Chelonia mydas (Green sea turtle), 2038 nucleotides. It is a transcript of the gene PUF60, whose product is annotated as poly(U) binding splicing factor 60. NCBI's taxonomy places the organism in Eukaryota, Metazoa, Chordata, Testudines, Cheloniidae. Bases 275 to 1903 code for a protein of 542 amino acids. The record is from RefSeq and is a predicted model, not a curated record. Gene Ontology annotation, molecular function: RNA binding. The transcript has 13 exons. Gene Ontology annotation, cellular component: catalytic step 2 spliceosome; precatalytic spliceosome. Gene Ontology annotation, biological process: mRNA splice site recognition; regulation of alternative mRNA splicing, via spliceosome; alternative mRNA splicing, via spliceosome.
GACAAGAGCAUUCUGCCAAUGCUUGGGCCAUUGUCGGGGAAAGACAUCAAGGAAUCUGAUAGAACUCCACCAUAGGCUGUUUUGGUUGACUGAAGAACAGCUUUGGGACCAUAGCAGUGCAGACCUAAAUCGCUUAAUUAUGAAGAAAUUCCCAUCCAUAUAAUUUUGCAACAAGUGUGCCUGAACUCUUGGAGUUCAAAUCACCGUAAAACGCUGACCACCUUACAGAAGCAGUGUUCAUAGCAACAGGGCACUGAGUCCAUAAAGUUGGAAAAUGGACAAAGCACAGCAGCUAAGCUGGGGCUUCCUCCUCUCACCCCGGAACAGCAGGAAGCUCUUCAAAAGGUUUCCGAAGCACCCGCCUCAAAUCCACGGUUUAGAGCCUGCCGUUCCCCGGCACCUCCCAAACACGUACAGCAAUGGAAAGCAGGCAAAGAAGUAUGCGAUGGAGCAGAGUAUCAAGAGUGUGCUGGUGAAGCAAACCAUCGCCCACCAGCAACAGCAACUCACUAACCUGCAGAUGGCAGCAGUGACAAUGGGCUUUGGAGAUCCUCUCUCACCUUUACAAUCGAUGGCAGCUCAGAGGCAGCGGGCGCUGGCCAUCAUGUGUCGUGUGUACGUGGGCUCCAUAUACUACGAACUGGGAGAGGACACCAUCCGCCAGGCCUUUGCCCCAUUUGGACCUAUCAAAAGCAUUGACAUGUCCUGGGACUCUGUUACAAUGAAACACAAGGGCUUUGCUUUCGUGGAAUACGAGGUGCCUGAAGCUGCUCAGUUGGCCUUGGAGCAGAUGAACUCAGUCAUGCUGGGUGGGAGGAACAUAAAGGUUGGUAGGCCUAGUAAUAUUGGACAGGCACAGCCAAUCAUAGACCAGCUAGCUGAGGAGGCACGGGCUUUCAACCGCAUCUACGUGGCAUCUGUUCACCAGGACCUUUCAGAUGACGACAUUAAGAGUGUGUUUGAGGCCUUUGGGAAGAUUAAGUCCUGCACGCUAGCCAGGGACCCCACAACAGGGAAGCACAAAGGCUAUGGCUUCAUUGAGUAUGAGAAGGCACAGUCGUCACAAGAUGCUGUCUCAUCUAUGAAUCUCUUUGACCUGGGAGGCCAAUAUCUCCGGGUUGGCAAAGCUGUUACUCCCCCAAUGCCUCUCCUAACACCUGCAACGCCUGGAGGAUUACCCCCUGCAGCAGCUGUGGCUGCAGCAGCUGCCACAGCAAAGAUAACAGCUCAGGAAGCAGUGGCAGGAGCUGCAGUCCUUGGCACUUUAGCAACACCUGGGCUGGUGUCACCAGCGCUGACACUGGCUCAGCCUCUGGGGGCAUUGCCGCAGGCCGUAAUGGCAGCACAGGCACCAGGAGUCAUUACGGGUGUGACCCCCGCUCGACCUCCCAUUCCAGUCACUAUUCCACAGGUGGGAGUAGUGAAUCCUAUCCUAGCAAGUCCCCCAACAUUGGCUCUGUUGGAGGUUAAGAAGGAGAAGGAGGAGGAGGAGAUCUUCCAGGAGUCGGAGAGGCCUGAAAUGCUGAGUGAACAGGAGCACAUGAGCAUAUCAGGCAGCAGUGCCCGUCACAUGGUGAUGCAGAAACUGCUUCGCAAACAGGAGUCAACUGUGAUGGUGCUGCGCAACAUGGUGGAUCCAAAGGACAUUGAUGAUGAUCUGGAGGGAGAAGUGACAGAAGAAUGCGGAAAGUUUGGGGCAGUGAACAGGGUCAUCAUCUACCAAGAGAAGCAGGGCGAGGAGGAGGACGCUGAGAUCAUUGUCAAGAUCUUUGUAGAGUUCUCUAUGGCCUCAGAGACUCACAAAGCCAUUCAGGCCCUGAACGGGCGCUGGUUUGCUGGGAGGAAGGUGGUGGCAGAGGUGUAUGACCAGGAGAGAUUUGAUAACAGUGACCUGUCAGCAUGAACUCUGCCUGAGAGAGACUUCUCCCCUGCCCCCUGUGUCCCAUCUGUUUUUUUAGCCAUGUGUAAGGAACGCUGCUGGGUGGGUGCAGCGCUCUACUGUGAUGUACAUGUAGUUUGGAUAAAAGUGCGAAGAAAA